Cydia pomonella (codling moth) is the source of this 4805-nucleotide messenger RNA. RefSeq names its product adenomatous polyposis coli protein-like. Gene Ontology annotation, molecular function: microtubule binding; gamma-catenin binding; beta-catenin binding. Gene Ontology annotation, biological process: positive regulation of protein catabolic process; regulation of cell differentiation; negative regulation of canonical Wnt signaling pathway. The record is from RefSeq and is a predicted model, not a curated record. Lineage: Eukaryota; Metazoa; Arthropoda; Insecta; Lepidoptera; Tortricidae. The transcript is spliced from 6 exons. Gene Ontology annotation, cellular component: catenin complex; cytoplasmic microtubule; beta-catenin destruction complex. The annotation marks the transcript as partial.
CACAAAACCGGGUCAGGGGACCGCAGGCGCGGAAUCUAAGCGUAACUCAUAACACUAAAUGUAUCGUAAAGCGAUCGUUACCCCGCUUCUGGAAUAGCUCACUAAGAAUGCUUGUGUAACUUUUGAACGGAAUUGAUGUUGUAUGUGGUUGAUUUCUCUUUAGAAACCGAAUCUCAUAAAUGUGGAAGCAUUAGGAAGAGAUGAAACAAGUCUUUUCUCAUGUGCUGCACAGCCAGACAAGCUGUCACCAACAGAAAGAUAACGCCAUGUCGAAUCAUAGGACUUCGUUAAAGAACUCAAAGAAGAAGUAAUCUGACAAUAGUCGUCUAGCCUAGCUUUUGAAAAACAUGACAAACGUAACAUCGGUACCCAACGCCAAUACCCAAUCUCCAUAAAAUUACCAACUACAAUUUAUAGAAAACAAAUGAACUAAACAAAAAGCCAAAAUGAACCGCGACUAUUACAAAGUGUCGUACACGAGCAACCGCAUGCCGACCAUCUCCGACGAUGUCCUCGACAACGUCGUCGACACAGAGUUCAACGCGAACCAGUUCAAGUUGUUCGACGACUUCACGACGGACCUGAGGAUCCACUUCAACUCCAGCAGCUUCCGUAGGAGAGGCGACCCGAACGACUCAGGCGUUGAUAUGGAGAACGGGAAUCCGAUGGAUGACGCCAAUGAUACUGAUUUGUUGGAGAACGAAGUGAUGGUAGACCCCUGGAGCAGCAUGGACUCUUCAAAUUCGCCGUUAACUGACUCCGUACCAUCAGCCAGCGAUGACUGCACCCCGUCCACCUCCAGCGAGCCGCCGCGGAGUUCGCAGGAUCCUUCCCCUCUGUCUCCCGAAGCGCGCCGCCCUAUCGACUCAAAACACCCCAAACUCCCUCAGACUCUACCCCCCAGAACGGACAAAGCGCGCUCUCGGGACCUCACACUAGCCCUGGAUUCCGACCCGCUCCCUCGCCGGCACUUCCUCGACGACGAUUACCAGAACCCCUCCAAAUCUAACAUCGAAUGUCGGAUCCCCAAACCACAUUUCCUCGACCACUCGCCAUCGCCCGAUGAAUUUGACGAGCGCAGCGACAUCACCAACCCCAACUUCCUCGACGACGAAGCCGAGGACGACCAAGCGCAAAAGAAAGCCGGCGCCCUCCCCAAGAAAACCACAAAGACUCCCACACAUUUACCUCAAGAAGAACGACCGCAUAGGACUAGUUACCGGAGUACGCUACAUUACGGCUUAGAAAAUGCGGCGAGAUCUAGUGAAAGAGACAAAAGAGCCUCGCAGCUGUACAGAGGGACGUGGCCCGGCGAACGAGACAUUUGGACCGGCCACGACUCCGCCAGCGUCCGGAGUUUCUCCAGCAACGGCUCGGCCGACGGACACCGGCCCUCCUCCAAUUUGGAUAACAAAAUGGACUGCGUCAUCUCUCUCAUCUCCCUUCUUAGCUUAUCGCCAGAGAACAACGCCGACCUGAGCGGACCUUUACUAGAAAUGAGCAGAUCAGUAGAAAGCUGUAUCGCAAUGAGACAAGCCGGCUGCAUACCCUUACUAGUGCAACUGAUCCACUCUAAAGUACCUAGAGAGACGCGAGACCGCGCCGCAAAGGCGCUACGGAACAUAAUCCACACUCAAACCGAUGACAAAGCCGGCAGACGAGAAGCGAGAGUCUGGAGACUACUCGAACAAGUCAGAGAAUACUGCUACAUCUUAGAAGAUGUCGUAGAAAACCGGAAAGAAGGGAAAGAUGUUAUUGAAGACGAUGGAACUAAGCAUCCAAGUCAAAGCGUGGCUGCAUUGAUGAAGCUGUCCUUUGAUGAGGAGCAUAGGCACGUGGUGUGCCAACUAGGUGGUCUACAAGCUCUUGCGGCGUUAGUGAGUGGAGACCAAGCAGCCCACGGGAGUAGAACCGAUGAUAACACGUGCUUGACGAUGAGGAAGUACGCUGGCAUGACGCUGACGAACCUGACGUUUGGUGAUGGCAACAACAAGUCGUUGUUAUGCUCGUUUAAAGAAUUCAUGCUGGCGUUGGUGGAGCAACUGGAGUCGCCCAAUGAUGACAUGAGACAGGUAACCGCUGCCGUACUGCGUAACUUAUCGUGGAGAGCGGACACCAGCAGCAAGCAGGUCCUACGAGAAGUCGGAGCCGUGAAGGGCCUCACCAAAGCGGCCAUGACGUGCCAAAAGGAGGCCACCCUCAAGUCUGUACUCUCUGCUCUUUGGAACCUCACCGCCCACUGCUCCAUGAACAAGGUCGCCUUGUGCUCCGUCGACGGGGCUUUAGGGUUCCUCGUCGAUAUGCUUAGCUACGACUCCCCCACCAAAACCCUCGCCAUCGUCGAGAACGCCGGCGGCAUCAUGCGGAACGUCUCCAGCCACAUCGCUGUCCGCGAAGAUUACAGGCAAAUUCUCCGCGAGAGAAAUUGCUUGAGUGUCUUACUGCAGCACUUGAAGUCCCCCAGUCUCACCGUCGUGAGCAACUCCUGUGGAACGUUGUGGAACCUCUCCGCGCGCUGCCCGCAGGACCAGCAGUUCCUAUGGGACCACGGAGCCGUGCCCAUGCUCCGCAGCCUCAUCCACUCCAAGCACAAGAUGAUAGCCAUGGGCUCCGGCGCGGCCCUCAAGAACCUCCUCAACUCCAAACCGGGAAAGACACACAUCAUCUCGCUAGACAGCACAGCGAGAACCAUGAACCUGCCUGCUCUGCCUACACUUGGAGCUAGGAAACAGAAGGCCCUCGAACAGGAGUUAGACCAGAACUUAGCCGAAACGUGUGACAACAUCGAACCGGCGACCUCCCCCACUACAAGCAACAGGGACGAGAAGAAUCUCUUCACGGCCACCGAGCGGCAGAUCGCCAUGAACCUCAACAGAAUGUCCUCGAGCUCGCCUUUAAUGGGAACUCUGACCUCACAAAUUUCACUCAGCCACAGCGCGCAUCUCGCCAGUUACCUCAGCUGCAGUAACACGUUGCUAAAAGGCGCUUUAGUCACUCGAUCCACCACAGGAAGCUCUACUAACGUCAACCGUUCCGACAGCAAGGAUUCCGUCACGAGCGCUCAUUCCGACACAGUAUUCGAAAGGGUUAUGCGCACUGGAAAAGUCCCCGUACCAACACCAAGAAACAAAGACUUGAUGAAGAGUGAAACAGGCGGCGAAGCGUUUAAAAUGGCCUCCAAACCUUUAGCCAAAGACGGUUUCCUGCGAUACCCAACUCAACCCCCGAUACCACCACCAAGAACGACCGACAUGAGAACCAAUUACACAGAGUCUGGUUAUGACGUCGAUCAAGACUCUUGCGACCAGCCUAUAGAUUUCAGCAGAAAAUAUUCGGAAACUAAAACGAACGAGCCGGAUCCGUCUUUAGCUGAAGGCAAACCCAAAGCUACGAAAAAAUACAAGAAAGACAGUCCGAGCACCUUCGGAGACUACCAAGAGACCGAUUUAGACCAGCCAACGGAUUAUUCCCUCCGCUACGCUGAGCACCAAUCAGAAAACGGUUCAGAUAUCUCCGAGCCUGCCGGCCCGUCCGUCCACGAGGACACUAUCAAACACUUCGCCACUGAGGGCACUCCGUACGAAACCCCCAUCAUUUUUUCCACCGCCACCUCCAUGUCUGACCUUAGAGUCAUAGGCAAAGAUGGGAAACCAAAAUCAACACCAAGCGUGAAAGAAAACCCUGAAGUCAUGACACAUUCGGAUGAAAAGGAUACUUGCUCUAUAGAAGAUCCUCCGAGACACGAUAACGACAGAGCGAUAGUUACUCCCCAAAACCCUGAGCCGAUCCCUGAGAAGCGAAGUGUGUUUGACACGAAGUUCAGUUCAGGGAUGAUAAGUCCAGAGAAACCAGUGAACUAUUGCGACGAGGGUACUCCUGGGUACUUUUCUCGAGUUAGUUCAUUGAGCAGUUUAGGAGAGCCUACAGAAGAAGACAGUUUGGCGAAGAAGAAUGCAAUGGCUACUAUUAACGUAGAGCCGAGCGUUCAGGACCAAAGCGCCAGCUCUUCGAAGGAUAAAGAAGGUUCAAAAGCGGUAACAUUCGCAACGGACCCAGUAGCAGUAAGCUCACAACCUUCCACGCCAGGCCGCUUCGUAGAAGACACCCCGCUCAUGUUCUCUCGCUCGUCCUCUCUGGGCUCGUUGCCUGAGGCAGACGAGCAGCCGGACCAGGGUUCAGUGCUGUCUGAAGUCAGGUCAGUUCAACACACAAUGGACCCAGUAGCAGUAAGCUCCCAGCCGUCCACAGACACCCCGCUCAUGUUCUCUCGCUCGUCCUCUCUGGGCUCGCUGCCUGAGGCAGACGAGCAGCCGGACCAGGGUUCGGUGCUGUCUGAAGUCAGGUCAGUUCAACACACAAUGGACCCAGUAGCAGUAAGCUCCCAGCCGUCCACAGACACCCCGCUCAUGUUCUCUCGCUCGUCCUCUCUGGGCUCGCUGCCUGAGGCAGACGAGCAGCCGGACCAGGGUUCGGUGCUGUCUGAAGUCAGGUCAGUUCAACACACAAUGGACCCAGUAGCAGUAAGCUCCCAGCCGUCCACAGACACCCCGCUCAUGUUCUCUCGCUCGUCCUCUCUGGGCUCGCUGCCUGAGGCAGACGAGCAGCCGGACCAGGGUUCGGUGCUGUCUGAAGUCAGCCGGCUGACGUCGGGCUGCAUCUCGCCGAGCGAGAUCCCGGACUCGCCCGGCGCGCCCGCCUCGCCGCGCUGCGCAGACCCCGCCUCGCCCCCGCCAGUAUGCGAACCGGAGUUGGACACCCGCGACGGUCGCGAAGUGUCUGUGUUUGAGGAGCGCACUUCGCAGUUC